AUGCGAGUCCUACCCAAAGGGCUUGGGAGAGCCCAGCCAUCCUCCCUCAUUCUCAUUUUGGUUAUUCUUGCAACCGCUGCUCAAGUCACCGCGGUGCCAGCCGGGGAUGCCACUACGGACGCCGCCCAGACCACCGACGAUCACUCGACCACUGAUAGCGCCCGUAGCGUGACCGAAACCACAUCUUCUACGUCCACAUCGGAUACAACAACCUCCACUACGUCGACGUCGUCGACGUCCACAUCAACUACCAGCAUGGCUACCACCACGACAUCCUCGUCGGAAACAUCCACCUCCACCUCCUCCUCCUCCUCCUCCACCACCUCCACAACAUCCUCUGUUUCCACAACAUCCUCCGUGUCCACAACAACGACAUCCUCAACCUCGUCUUCGUCCUCCACAACAGCAGGUGCCGCCGUUGUGACCAUCCCACCCACCGCAAAUGCACCGUACAUGCAGACUACGAACACACCGGAGGGAACAGUCUUCAUUGCCGUCGGCGCCAUCCUAGGCUUAAUUGGGCUGGCCGUACUCGCUUGGCGCGGAAUGGUCGCAUGGUCAGUCAACCGCUCAGUGCGACGCGCAGCCAUAGCGCACUCCUCCGAAAACAAGCGCCUCUUGCGCGGCAGUCGUAAGAAGCGGGGAACAACGGUGUACACUGCAGCGUCGGCAGGAGACGUUUCGCUGGAAAAGCUCGGCGCAGCUACUCGCGCAAGCGUCAAGCCUAACCGGCGGGUGCCCAGCUCGAACAGUGGUCUAUUCUUUUCGCCCACUGCUGGCGGCUCAGGAUCGCAUCACAGUCUGAACGCCACGGGUAACCGCGGCUCAACAUAUCUUCCUGCCGGGUAUUAUGCCGCCGCUGGAGGCUCUACGCCAGCCAGAGACGGGGCAGGCUCACACGCUGAACUCAACUCACCGUCCCUCCCGAAUAUCGGCGCCUAUGAUUCGCCACGUAACCAGCGAACCUCUCAUGUAGGUGGCUCCACCAGCUCGCUCAAUUUAAGCCAAGCGCCACAGGGUCGCGCACCGAGCGCAUACCUGGAAGACCUAUUCGAGAGCCAUGCACCUUCCAGCAAAUCCGACAGGCGUCAUCAUAGAUGA
Penicillium cinerascens is the source of this 1101-nucleotide messenger RNA. RefSeq lists its product as uncharacterized. The record is from RefSeq and is a predicted model, not a curated record. Gene Ontology annotation, cellular component: fungal-type vacuole. NCBI's taxonomy places the organism in Eukaryota, Fungi, Ascomycota, Eurotiomycetes, Eurotiales, Aspergillaceae. Bases 1 to 1101 code for a protein of 366 amino acids. The transcript has a single exon.